CAAUGGGAGGGGUGAAACUGAUGUAGCUCCAAAUUAUUAAUCAUUUGGAGCAUUAUUAAAAGACUAAAAAACCAGAAAAAAAACAAGAUGACAUUUGUGAUAAGAGUAAUUAAAAAAUAAAGAACAGUAAUUAAUCAAAAUAUAAUAUAAAAGAGUUUUAAAAGAAUAAGUGAACUCGAAACCAGCAUCUUUAGAUUUUUUUAUUGUCAAAACAGGAUAAUAAAAACCCAAAUUAGAUGGUCAUACUUGGGAAAUUAUGUCAGUCUCUUUCUCUCAUAAUACCAUAUAUCCAUCUUUCUAAUGGCAAAAUAAUCAUUAUAUAAAGAAAAUAAGGUUUAAUGAGAUAGUAUUUCUUUUUUCAUUACUAUAGGUCUAAGCUUUUCCAAAAAGGCCAAUUUUAAGCUUUACAGCGACUGUUUCAAUUAUAAACCCUUUCUUAUAAAGUAAAUAAAUUAUUUUUAAUUAGGUAACGUUAAAUCCUAUAUUUUUAAAUAUUGUAAUAAACAUUAAUUCUUCAAUUUAUGA
Paramecium pentaurelia is the source of this 525-nucleotide messenger RNA. NCBI's taxonomy places the organism in Eukaryota, Ciliophora, Oligohymenophorea, Peniculida, Parameciidae. The record is from the annotation of a GenBank genome assembly.